AUGGCGAGAAUUAAGAGCAGGGGAGCCCCGCCCGGCGCACCGUCAGCGGGGGGCGCGCCCGUGCCGGCGCCCGGCCUGGGCCGCUGCGGGAUGGCGCUGCUUCUGGCCGCGGCGCUGCUGACCGGCGUGUUCGCGCAGCUGCAGGGGCGCGGCCGCGACUUCGGCGACCUGCUCGUCUACUCGGGCUUCCUCACUCUGGGCUGGGUCCUCUGGUACACCGGCAACAUCGCGAUCUCGCGCCGGGAGCUCGAGGGCGACUACGGCCUGCGGCCCUCGGCUCACGCCCGCCUCGCGGGAAAGCUCUCCCGCCGCUGGUCGGCGCCGGCUUCCUCCUCCGUCGGCCGGCGCGGCGCGCCUGGCUCCCGGGGAUCGGGCCGAGCCGCCCUCCGCCGGCUCCCGCCGCGCGCGCCUGCACCCCGCCCCGGCCUGGGGCGGCGGGAGCACAUGGCCCCACCUGUCAGGGCCCGACUGGCGGAGGUGUGCAGCUGUCCCCAGCUUCAUCUGGCCGGAUGCCUACCUGCCCUCCCUCUAGCCCCUGGAUAAACAACUCAGCCUCACAGGGGAAAAAAAAAAAAGAAAGAAA
Molecule: messenger RNA, 583 nt
Organism: Vicugna pacos (alpaca)
Lineage: Eukaryota; Metazoa; Chordata; Mammalia; Artiodactyla; Camelidae
Source: RefSeq, a predicted model, not a curated record